CCAAAAAAUGAACUCCUUAACAGUCCUCAUUUUCUUCUUAUCAUCUCUCACAAUCUCACUCACCACAACAACCACCACCACCCCUUCAGGCACAAUUCAAAGAACCACCAAACAACAAAUCCUUGCAAGCAUUCCUCCAUCCUCACCAGACAACUCCCAACCCUUCCUCACCUCUCCUUCCGGCAAAUACACAGCCCUCCUUCUCCGGCGAGAGACGGCACCAGCCGCCGGUGGCUUCGGCAAUGACUUUUGCUACAUCCAAGUCCAAGAAACUAGCUCAGGACAAAGCCUCUGGGAAUCUGAAUGUGCUCCUGUAAGCACAGCCAACACCUGCUCUCUUGUUUUCGAUGACAAUGGUCUCGAUGUCUUCGACGGCAGCAAUCCGGUGUGGGACACUGGAGCAGAUAAUGAUUUUUUGGAGACUUUGCAGAUAGUUGAUGAAGGUGACAUGAGAAUUAUUGAUAGAGAUGGUGAGCUUGCAUGGAAGGCUAGUGAUGAUCCUCGUUCAAACCAGGGUUGUGGGUUGCCAGGUUCAGCAGGUUUGGCUCCAGAGUCUCCACCAUUUGCUAAACCUUUGGGUGGAGAUGUUAGUAACCUGCCUUUUGGACAAGGUUCACAACAGGGUGGGGGGAGUGCUAUUCCAAACCCAAGUCUUGGUUUAGGGUUUAAUGGACAACAGGAACAGCAGCAGCAGCAGCAACCAUUGGUGGAUAACACUGCAUUUGAAAGUGGGUGUUCAAGAAGGGUUUUGGGAGGGUUUUUAGGUGUUGGUUUGGGUUUGGUUAUUAUGGUGGUGGUGGUGAUGGUUCAUGGUCAUGUUUAG
Molecule: messenger RNA, 823 nt
Organism: Dioscorea cayenensis subsp. rotundata (Guinea yam)
Lineage: Eukaryota; Viridiplantae; Streptophyta; Magnoliopsida; Dioscoreales; Dioscoreaceae
Exons: 1
Coding region: 8-823 (271 amino acids)
Source: RefSeq, a predicted model, not a curated record